Messenger RNA from Suillus paluster, 1245 nucleotides. RefSeq lists its product as uncharacterized. The transcript has 11 exons. The record is from RefSeq and is a predicted model, not a curated record. Bases 1 to 1245 code for a protein of 414 amino acids. NCBI's taxonomy places the organism in Eukaryota, Fungi, Basidiomycota, Agaricomycetes, Boletales, Suillaceae.
AUGGCAUUGAUUCAUGGUCUAAUGGGAAAGUUUCCUUGCCCUGUCUGCCUCGUUCCUCAUCCAAAGGCAUUACGUGCUCAGGCCCGAGAGUCUACAACAUUGGAAGCAAGAGAGCAGGUAUUGAGCUCAGAGAGCCUCCGUGAUGUCAAUGUGGUAUCAAUAUCCUUUUCUGAUGGAAUGAAAUAUGAAGAUAUAUCGAAGCUGAUUGUUUUCGCUGCCCAUAAUGUAUUUAAGCGUGAUCUGGAUCCACAGGCUUAUCUCCUGCUUCAUUGUAUUCGGAGUUAUGUGGAAUUCAACACAUAUGCAUUGCUAGAGGUUCACACCGAGGAUAUGAUCAGGGAUGGCCGAAAUACGUUGUUGGAGCUUACGGAACUUAUGGAUGAAUAUAUUCAUAGCAAGAUGGAGUGCCUCGAUGCACAGAAUCUCGGUUCAUUAGUUGUGCCUGAUCCAUCGGAGGUUGAUUCAGAUGGGCUCGAAUCAACCGAUGAACCAACUGAUAUACAGCAUUUUAGUCUUGGUUCGCAGCAGGCAACCAAAUCAUUUGUGGAUAUCGAAGCAACUAACUGCAGACACAUCCAACUUGCUGCGAAUGACAUGAUAACCGAGUUCAGAUUUAUUAAAGCAGAAUCUGGUCCUAUCUUCGCCAAACUGUUGUUAGUCUUCACCUGCACAGUUGGGGAUGUCGCAUAUCCUAUCGCACUCACACUCCCAUACGAUCAACCGGUGGGCACUCGACCGCAGAAGGAUAAAGACUUCAAAUUUUGGCAAGUCAAGGCGAAGCCCAGAGCCUCUGCUGAGAACGCACAGAAUGAAUGUGUGGGGCAAGCAGUGGAUCUGGUUGCUCAAUUGACUGCAGAGGAGGAGGAAACAGAAGAGGACAGGGAGUGGAGACUCGCAGAAGAAGAGGAUGAGAGGCUGGUGAGGGAGGUGUUUUCCAAGGUGUCGAUGCCCACACUAUCAGGUAGCUCUCCUGUGGCGGCAGAGAGUUCUGGAGAUACAUCCAUCGAACCGACUGCGCCACAACUGGUCACCAUCAAGUGGAAGGUUGAUGACAUCGAGCCUGAUCUGCACAAUGCCAAAUCUGUUGGUGUGCCGCCCGCGAAGAAGCCGAAAUCAGAUUUGAAGAACAAGCUGGGCAUCAAAAUAGCGAAGAAGGGCAAGGUCUACAACGACCGCCUUCUUGGUCAUGGCCAUAGCUGCGUUCAUGGACACUCUGUCAACCAGUCUAUAUGGGUCAUCAUCUGA